Molecule: messenger RNA, 1685 nt
Organism: Psammomys obesus (fat sand rat)
Lineage: Eukaryota; Metazoa; Chordata; Mammalia; Rodentia; Muridae
Gene: Crtap
Product: cartilage associated protein
Exons: 7
Coding region: 74-1276 (400 amino acids)
Biological process (GO): collagen fibril organization; peptidyl-proline hydroxylation to 3-hydroxy-L-proline
Cellular component (GO): endoplasmic reticulum
Molecular function (GO): protein binding; collagen binding
Source: RefSeq, a predicted model, not a curated record
UCCCCUCCUCCGCUCCUGGGCCUGCCGCGUCGCGCGUCCUCCGCUCGGGCCUCGAGCCGUCGGGCCACGCGCGAUGGGGCCCCGCAGCCCCGCGGCCGCGUUGCUGGUGCUGCUGUGCGCCGGGGCCGCGCUGCCACCGGGGCGCGCGCAGUUCGAGCGCUACAGCUUCCGCAGCUUCCCGCGGGACGAGCUGAUGCCGCUCGAGUCGGCCUACCGCCACGCGCUCGACCAGUACAGCGGCGAGCACUGGGCCGAGAGCGUGGGCUACCUGGAGGUGAGCCUGCGGCUGCACCGUCUGCUGCGCGACAGCGAGGCCUUCUGCCACCGCAACUGCAGCACGGCCGCGCCCGCCCCGGCCCCCGCCGGCCCCGCCAGCCACGCCGAGCUGCGCCUCUUCGGCGGCGUGCUGCGCCGCGCGCAGUGCCUCAAGCGCUGCAAGCAGGGCCUGCCCGCCUUCCGCCAGUCGCAGCCCAGCCGCGCCGUGCUGGCCGACUUUCAGCAGCGCGAGCCCUACAAGUUCCUGCAGUUCGCCUACUUCAAGGCCAAUGACCUCCCGAAGGCCAUCGCUGCGGCUCACACCUAUCUUCUGAAGCAUCCUGACGAUGAGAUGAUGAAGAGAAACAUGGCGUAUUACAAGAGCUUGCCUGGAGCCGAGGACCACAUUAAAGACCUGGAAACCAAGUCGUACGAGAGCCUGUUUGUCCGUGCCGUGAGGGCCUACAAUGGGGAGAACUGGAGGACAUCCAUUACGGACAUGGAGCUGGCCCUUCCAGACUUCUUCAAGGCCUUUUACGAGUGCCUGGCUGCGUGCGAGGGCUCCAGGGAGAUCAAGGACUUCAAGGACUUCUACCUGUCUGUAGCAGAUCAUUAUAUAGAAGUUCUGGAGUGCAAGGUUCAGUGUGAGGAGACCCUCACUCCGGUCAUAGGAGGCUUUCCUGUGGAGAAGUUUGUGGCCACCAUGUACCACUAUUUGCAGUUUGCUUACUACAAGUUGAAUGAUCUCAAGAACGCAGCCCCCUGUGCCGUCAGCUACCUGCUCUUCGACCAGAACGACAAGGUCAUGCAGCAGAACCUGGUCUACUAUCAGUACCACAGGGACAAGUGGGGCCUGUCAGAUGAGCAUUUUCAGCCCAGGCCGGAAGCUGUUCAGUUCUUCAACGUGACCACGCUCCAGAAAGAACUGUACGACUUCGCUCGGGAACACCUAAUGGAUGACGAUGAGGGAGAGGUUGUGGAGUACGUGGAUGACCUGUUGGAGAUAGAGGAGUCUGGCUAGUCCAUCGCAACGAGAAAGCCUUCUCUUCGUGUGCCUCCUGCAAGGGCCUGGGUUCUUGAUACCUCAAAGCCUCCCCUUCCUAAAGAGAAAGGGAAGCCGCCGUCUCUCCACUACACGGGACCAGGGGCAAGCCUGCCUCCCCUGUGCUCACACCCGUCUACCUGCCUUCCCACCUGCUUCUCUGUAUUCACACUUGUCUCCAUGGUGGCAUGUCUUCCCAUCGCGCUUCCUUGUGUUCACACCUGCCUUCCCGUCACCCCAUCUGUCCUCCCUGAGACCCCAUGUGUCUCCCUCAUGUUCAAAAAGACAGUCUUCUGUGGCCUGUUAUUCUUAUUUUAAUCCCCAAAGGAAAUCAGUAUUAUUUCUUAAGAAAGGAAAACACUAAAAGAUAAUAAAUAUAUUUGAAGAA